Camelina sativa (false flax) is the source of this 1350-nucleotide messenger RNA. The record is from RefSeq and is a predicted model, not a curated record. Lineage: Eukaryota; Viridiplantae; Streptophyta; Magnoliopsida; Brassicales; Brassicaceae.
UAGAGACACAAAAACUACUCAUACACAUACAUACAAAUAAAGAGAGAGAGAUGAAUGAUUCAAAUACUUACUCUUUACCAUUUACCCGAUCAAUAUUUGCCUUUUUGACAUCUCUCUACAAUCAUCAUGCCUCCUUUCCGUUUUCACAUUCCAUUCUUCUCCUCCAACUCUCCUUCUCGUCUCUCUUCAGGGGCUUCUUCUCCAUCACCACCACCUACUCCUCCUCCUUCUUCACGCCCUCCUUUUCGUCCUGCAGGCAUUGCUCCGCCGUCAAAGUCGUCAGAAACAAAGCUCAAGGCGUCACCGUCACUUUCUAGGGUUAGAAGCAACGUUGCAGCCAUAGCAGCGUCUUUAUCUGCGGCUCAGUAUCCUUCUCGUGGUGCAGCCACACCAACCCGUCUUGCGAAACAGACUAACCAACAACCUGGUUCGCCGUCAAAGAAACUAGAAUCUCAGAAGAAGGAUGAGGAAAAGGUAACGAUGAAAGAGAAGCCAUCGAGAGAGACUGGAAAAGUAGCUAGCGAGAGUAUAAAUCCGGUGACAGUGAAACCUCCUAUUGCUCGUCCAGAAGAGCAUUUAGAACGAAAAGAAACAGAUUCAUCUGAGGAACAGAGGAAGAAGACAGAAGCAGGGAAACAAGUGAUGCAAGAAAAGAAGAAAGAUCUUCCUGAGGGCAGUGGAGAGAAGCCAACAGCAGAUCAGGGACAACAGAAGAGAAAAGAACUCGAGAAACUUGCGUUGCAAGAAAGUAAGAAAGAUCUUCCUGAUGAGGGCAAGAAGUCAGAAGCAGAUAAAGGACAACAGAAGAGAAAAGAAAAGGCGAAACUUGCGUUAGAAGAAACGAAGAAAACUCUUCAAGCUGCAGGUAGAGAAGAUGUAACGCAAAGCAAAACCACACGACAUAUUGCAGCAGCAUCAGAACCCACGAGAGGACCUAGCGAUCUAACUGAGAGAGAUACAAAAACGCAAAACAAAACAGAGUUUCACACCGAUGACAACCAUCAGAAAACCAAAGGCGCAUCAACGAGUAAUCUUGGGAAUCCGAGAGUUCCAAAUGGACAGGGAUCAUCUUCAAUGAGCAGAAAGAUCAAAGAAGAUAUCAAAGAUGGAAUCAGUAAGCUUACUUGGGGAAAAAGCAACGGCGAUGAGAAAUCCGUUAACGUCUAUACUCUCACUGGCGAAAACAGAGGAGCCACAAUGGGAAUAGGUUCUGAGAAAGACAAGAAAGACGGUGAGGUUCAUAUCCGCCGUGGCUACAGAAGUAACCCAGACGAGAGCCCUAACACUACAGCCACGGAAACCGAAGGAGGAAGGAAACCCUUCAAAGGCAAAAACCCUAAAGACUACGAA